UCCACAUGAGUAGCUCCAGUCUGGACCAAGAGGACCCAGAGCCUCUACAGAUUAAAGAGGAACAGGAGGAGCUAUGCACCAGUCAGGAGGGAGAGGAACUUCUGCUGAAGGUGGAGGUUCACGGUACCAUUGUCUACAACCCUAACUUGUCAGGGGCUGACAGUAAUAUUCACAAACAGUCUUUUAAAUGUAACACUUGUGGAAAGGAUUAUAAGUAUAAGUCACAUCUUCUGAGACACAUGAGAAUGCACACAGGUGAGAAGCCGUACCUUUGCAAAACCUGUGGGAAAACAUUUUGUAGAAAUAACAAAUUAAAACAGCAUCAAAGAAUUCACACAGGUGAGAAGCCGUAUACUUGCAACAUGUGUGGGAAAAGAUUUUGUAGAAAUUACUUAUUGAAAAUACAUCAGAGAAUUCACACAGGUGAGAAGCCGUAUGUUUGUGCAACAUGUGGGAAAGCUUUCACACAGGGACAUAGUUUGAAAGCACACAGACGCAUCCACACAGGUGAGAAGCCGUAUGUUUGCAACACCUGUGGGAAAAGAUUUUGUAGCAAUGACUCAUUGAAAAUACAUCAGAGAAUUCACACAGGUGAGAAGCCGUAUACUUGCACAACAUGUGGGAACGCUUUCAGACAGCAGAGUGAUGGAGUGCACGGCCCCGGCGAGGUCCGGGCGCAUGGAACGCCCGAGCACCUCGCAGGCGGGCACCCCCGUGAGGAAAUGUGCCCGGCGGGCAGCCAGCGGGCCGGGGAGAGGUCCGACGACGGAUGCUCACCGCACGGUGCGGCCGUCCCUGACCGCGCACUUAAUAUCGCCCCCGUGCAGACUGCGCGGAGUUGCGGUGAUGGUUAA
Messenger RNA from Larimichthys crocea (large yellow croaker), 854 nucleotides. Its product is annotated as oocyte zinc finger protein XlCOF20-like. Gene Ontology annotation, cellular component: nucleus. The transcript has 2 exons. Lineage: Eukaryota; Metazoa; Chordata; Actinopteri; Sciaenidae. The record is from RefSeq and is a predicted model, not a curated record. The coding region runs from base 6 to 854 and encodes 282 amino acids. Gene Ontology annotation, biological process: regulation of gene expression.